UAUAGUGUGAUCUUGCGUGGGUGAAAUGUUUGUAGUGGUGUUUUAAUCGGCCUGAUAAUUCUUAAAUUUCAUGAGUUUUAUUGACAAAGUACAGAGGCGUUUUAAAAAAAAAAUAGCAAGAUAAGUCUCGCGUAUGAAGUUUCUAAAUUCAUGUCCCGAAAAUAAAAUCGUGCAUUUCUGUAACGUUCUUUGUUUGGAGUUGAGCCUUUUCUGCACAAGACGUCGAUGCUUCUGUUAAAGGUAUGGCGCCACUGACGUUUCAGUACAGUGGUGUCAGACGCCCACAGAGGUCGCGCUGUCAAGGUGAUAUUUCCUUCCCUGUACCUGUACGUAUGACGUCACUAUAACACAUUACAUAUAAGGGUGCAGGAUGAUAGAACGUUUAUCUGAUAUCAUCUUUGACUUCGUAUCAUCUGGACGAACAAGAGGAGAAGAUGGGAGAUUUGCUCGUCGAGGAGAACAUGUCUCUCUCAUCUAUGACUUCAAGACCAAGAUUUCAGAUGAUGACAUGCCUGGCUUUGCUGUUUUUCUCGGCGGUAUGCAAUUCAAACGCAAUAAACCCUUUUCCCAAAAGAUGGGAAGGCCAAGACUCACCCAUCACCGGGAGACACGUUCCUGAAAUUGGCGACUGCACGGAAGGUCCUUGUCUAGAGUGGGGUAAUUUCCAAGACGACGAAAGGUUGCUUCUCCUACUGAAUAAUAUUGACGAAGACAACAUUAACGGCGAGGAGGCAUUAGUUAAACGGGGCCCGCCUUCACCUUUGAACGCAGAAUUCAGCCUGAUUCCGGUUCCUGACACAAGAGCCCGAUUCCGGAAUUCGAACCCGUCCCAGUGUUCCUGCCGCUCAGACACUACCACCCAACUCGAUUUAGGUUUCGGGUAUUUUCCGAGAUACUGGUCACAUCUUAUAUGCAACGACGAGUCCUGUGGUAGUCCACAUUACCGCUGCGUCGCUAUGAACUACACCGUCUUCGCCCUCAGGACGAGCAUUACGGUCGACGAAGCUGUCCGACAUACCGUGAACCCCAACAACAGAUUCGAGGGCGUCAAUGUCACCGUUGCUUGUGUCUGUCAGAGGCAUUAUCCACAAGGUUAGAUGGAAGAACCAUGAAAAACCUCUUUAUAACACACAUCGAAGAAUCUCGUGUUCAGAAUCAGCUUAACACGACGAGCCGAGUUACAAAAUUUUACACUUUAUUCAUAAAAUGCAAAUGUCUACCAUCUCAUCAAACUUGUUUUUUUAAAAAAAUGAACAGAUUAUAUACAUAAAUAUAACAGCGGACUUUUUCACGCUAAAUGAACUUCGUAGGUUAUUAAACAGCGCUGGAUCAACUGUAGAAAUUUCAAUACUUCGAAUUAAACCAUAAUAAAACGUAUGGUGAAGACGGAAUAAUAUUAAGGCGUCGUAUUAAUUAUUAAUAAUGUAUUGGAUGCACUGAGGAAAACUAAGUAAUACCUGAAUAGCUACUUUCCGGAUGAAAUUAAAAUCAGUAAUACAGCCGUCAAAUUCUGGUAUUUGGGCUUUAACUAUCAAGAAUGCUUUGAUUAUUAAUGUUCGAACCUCACGAUAUUGGAGGAAACUAAUCCUUAUAAUUGUAAUAUCCUGUCUGUGGAUAAACUAUCAAAUAUUCUGAAACUUCCUAAGUUAUGAGAAUUAUAUCGGUCUAUGUUAUAAAGAGGUUUUACUACGAGAGUCAAACGAAACUAAUGAAAAGGUUCCGUUUAAUUACUUCAACUGUGUAUGUAAACACUUUCGACUGCAACCAGAAGUUUAUACUUCUCGUCUUUUCUUGUACAACACACAAACAUCCUUGUAAGUCCCAUUAACACGUGACGAUUAAGGUUAUAAGAGACUCUGAAAUGUCUUCAGUACUUCUGUGCGCAACAGUAUACCGGAACGCAUAUGAAAUAGUUGUAACUUUCAUAAUUUCUAAGACAAUUUCUUGGAACUGCUAUAGAAAAAAUCAAUGUCUGUAUUCAACAAAUAAAAUAAAUUAUUUGCACGGUAACAUGACUUGUGAUUUGUUUGUAACAAAUAUCUAUGUUCUCAAGACAGCUCAUAACAGGAUAUUCACGAACUAAAUACACGAUAUUAAAAAAAUGAAUAUAUUCUUAAAUUAUUAUCACGUUUUAUAAAUACUUUCGGACAUUUCAUUGUAGCUUAUU
Molecule: messenger RNA, 2167 nt
Organism: Zootermopsis nevadensis
Lineage: Eukaryota; Metazoa; Arthropoda; Insecta; Blattodea; Termopsidae
Source: RefSeq, a predicted model, not a curated record